CUAAGCAAUAAGCAAUAUAGAUACUGGAACCGAAAAUCCAAAGGAUUCGCUAUCAGAUCCUCAUCCUCCCAUCUGGGUCUCCCUUAAAAUCCUCGAAAACCUUUCCUUUUGCUCUCCAUAUGGGUCUUCACGUCUCGGUUCCUCAGUUUCUCUACAACUAUCUUUAGUGAUGGCUACUCCAUGAGGAUGUAACUUGCUUUGCAUAUGAAUGUGAUCAUCGACAUGGCAGAGGUCUAUGGCUACUUCGGUUGCACUAGUUGACAGUAUGGCAUCAUUGAGCAGUGAUCUCUUCUAUGACAUAUUAAGGCGUCUAGAUGGUCCAACUUUGGCAAGUGCAGCAUGUACUUGUGCAGCUUUCUGUUCCAUAUCAAAAGAAGAGAAAUUAUGGGAAAACGUGUGUUCUUCUAUGUGGCCUUCAACCAACAGGGAAGAUGUCAAAAGUUUAAUAUCAUCCAUCGGUGGAUUCAGAAAGUUCUAUGCAGAUUGUUUUCCCCUUAUUGUAAACAAAGAAGUCACUGAGAACCAAUGGAACAACUGCCCUGAAUACCCCGAAGAAUGGAGUGAGGCUGAAUACUAUGGUGACAUGGAUGACUUUGAAAGUAUUUCACCUUCAGAUUUUGUUUCUAUCGUGGAUAUUAGGUAUAAAGAUAAAACAAUAUACUCAAAAGUCCUUUGGGGCAUUCCAAAUGCAAAUGACAUCGAUGGUUGGUUUUACAAUUGCCCUUUUCGAAUUGAUCUUCUAACUGAUGCAGCUAGAGAUGAUGAGAAUGAUGGUGGGGUUACCCUUUCUGUUUCUGAUGGCCUGCCACCGGUUGCAUCUAUGGAAAGAGAAAGGAAAGAUGGGAAGCUAUGGCAGGAGCUCUGUGAUGGACUCCGGCUUAGCUGGAUUGUUGUAAACAGUAAAAUAAAGCAAGCUGCUAAUCUUGCUAGCUGGAGCCCUCUUGGUGGGCAAAGGCAUUGGCCGACGGACAAGGAUUUUGUGUUACGCUUCGGAUCUGUCCUCCCUGCCAAGGACAUUCUUCCAUGCCAAGUAGUGGAAUGCAUCCUGCGUAUGAAAUUCAGAGUGAUCCAUACUGAAGGAGACGGCACACAGACAACUCUCAAAUUAACAGAGUUGAGCAUGCAGUUGGAAGACAUGGAAGGCGCUCAUGUUUACGGAAGAAACAGUUUGCUUAUCCUGAAGGAAGCACUGAGCUGCCAUAGGAGCAAAAACUACAGUGAAGUUCUCGAGUCUUGUCAUUUGUACUCAAAAGUUCAGAGCGAGUUAAAAGAGGAGAAGAUAAGAAAUGAAAGCAGGCUUGACAGACUUUGUAUUCUAAGCGGCAUUGCUGCGUUUCUUAUGUUCUGGUAUUACAUGUUAUAAAGUGGAAGUGCAUGCCUCCUUCAUUUUAA
Messenger RNA from Alnus glutinosa, 1392 nucleotides. Its product is annotated as F-box protein At2g27310-like. Gene Ontology annotation, molecular function: protein binding. NCBI's taxonomy places the organism in Eukaryota, Viridiplantae, Streptophyta, Magnoliopsida, Fagales, Betulaceae. The record is from RefSeq and is a predicted model, not a curated record. The coding region runs from base 236 to 1363 and encodes 375 amino acids. The transcript has 3 exons.